Molecule: messenger RNA, 807 nt
Organism: Acaulospora morrowiae
Lineage: Eukaryota; Fungi; Glomeromycota; Glomeromycetes; Diversisporales; Acaulosporaceae
Source: the annotation of a GenBank genome assembly
AUGGAUGAAGAACAGUUCCAACCACUUUUGGAAGAAAUAACUCGACUGUUAGGACAUACCGCGGAAGGAAGACCCGGGGCUCAGGAGGCGAAUUACAUAUUUUUGAGCGAGUUAAAAGGGAACACGGCAAUGUUUGUUGCUGUAACAUUACUAGACACAUUACAAGAAGCAAUCUCCACAGCGAGACAAGUAGAAUCCGGCAAAUACUACAGGAGGCAAACACCUGGAAAACAACAGCACAAAAAACUAGAGGAUGAACUGAGUAAUAUCGCAAAAAGGAUACAAGAAAUCACCUUGAAUUACGUAGCGACAAGACCAACCACUGAUAGCGGAGACCAACAGUCCGCUACUAGACCAAGAAGGAAUGACAAAUACUUCCAAUGCGGAAAGGAUGACGACUACGAAAUCGAAGAAUAUAAUGAGGUAUAUAAUACCAACAUAACCCGAAAAAUAGGAAGACCACUCAAGAGGAGAAUAGAACACUUAGACGAUGGUGAACAAAGAGCCAGAAAAAAACCAGACAGGAUAUCUCCAACAGAAGAAGCUAUAGAAGUACCGAUUUCCCACCAUAGUACAGAGUCCCUCUUGGAACCUGAGAGUGAUCAGGAAAGUGCAGAGACUGACUUAUUUGAUGAAUUCAAAUACGAGGAAGAAAAAGAAGAAAUUAAAAGUCUGGCAAUAUACCUCACUAAUGUAGAGGAGGUUCCUAUGCUAGAAGGGGAAAAAGAAUCUGAAUUGACCACGAAGGAACGAAUCGAAAGUCUAAUAGAGAAAAAUACUGAGCUCGGAGAAGAGGACAAGGGCGAC